Molecule: messenger RNA, 1257 nt
Organism: Aspergillus vadensis CBS 113365
Lineage: Eukaryota; Fungi; Ascomycota; Eurotiomycetes; Eurotiales; Aspergillaceae
Exons: 2
Source: RefSeq, a predicted model, not a curated record
CGUGCCUCCUCCCGUCGCAGCGCAGGCCCGCAAUUCGCGUCAACCCCGCGGUUCUUCCUCUCACAAACACCUGCUUCAUCGAGGCCAUCUCAAGAGAUCGACUCCAUUGACCAGGAUGACUUUGCAUAUGCUACUCCUGCUCCGUCUGCACGUUAUAUAAAACGUGAGAGAGAGCAGGUACCCACUCCUCGCCCGAAAGAGUUCAUUGAAGACUCGGACCAGCCAGACGAUGACGCUGCACCUAACGAAGGCGAGCUUCAGAGCAGCUCUCCACCAGAGCCAGGGGAGCUCGACGCCGCCUUCGAUGAAGUAUUUGGAUCUAUAAGAGAUCGUCAGAAGAGGCGUCGAGUCUCUGGGCAUAAUGACGCUGAUAACACUCCCUCCGUUCAACGACGGAGACCCGCCGACAGGAUCCUGUCAUCCUCCCCGGAUCCUCCAGUAGCAGCAGCAGACGAGACAACUCUAUCGGUACAAUUCCAGACACCAAAGCAAAUACGUCCAGAUCCGGAGUUCCGGAAACCAGUGCGACCUGCGGAAACACCACAUCCUGUAACACCAGCAAGCAUCAACCCCUCCUCCCUCCAACCCCGUCGUUUCGUGCUAUCCGCGUCGCAACUACCCCCAACAUUCGUCCUGCCUCGCUCCCCUUCCCCUCAGGAGGACGACGAUCCCACCGGCAUCCCCACGCCUUUCUCACCUUCCUCUCGUGCUCUCCGGCGGCGCGGCCGUCACCGUUCAGCGGCACACAACUAUGUUCCUGGUGGCAUGGCGGCGGAAGUGCGCAGCUGGAUUCUGGAAAUGGGCGCAAAAAGGGAACAGCAACAAACGAGUCCGAGCAAUUACCGUAGAACGGAUCCACCUUCACUGGACACGUACGCGAUAGCUAUCCGGAUAACUAGGGCUCGUCAAUCUACCCUGCCGAGUUGCGGCGCUCUGGCGUUCACGCAGGGCCACGCCGUGGAUUCUUCUGAGACCAACGAGACGGAUACUCAGACCCAAACCCAGAUCAAGAACGUGCUCCUUCUCGGACCACCCCGACAACAGAAGUCCCGGCAUGCAGCAUCUCACAUCCCUGACCUUGAACCGGGCGAUGUGGUCGGAGUCUUUCGGGGACUAGCUUGGGAGGUAGAUCUAGGAGAGCCUGCCCCUGCUUUAGAAGUAGGCCUUGACCUCGACGGUCUCUCGCAAUCGGACCGUUCACACAUGCAAAGUGCAGGUAAAUGGCACGUGGGAUUGGAAUGGGAACUAAUCUCAUAG